AUGGCUACCAACCUGCCACCAGACAACCUCCCAUCAGAGCAGACACCAUCACCUACAUCCCAGGACAGGAAUUCAGAAAAAGAAGACUACAACCCUGAGGUUUGGCACUUGAAGUUCAGAACUUUCAGCCCCUCAGAGCAGUCGGACCCCAUCCAGGAUCUGAAGAGGAUCUCUGAACUAUGCUAUCAGUGGCUGAGACCAGACCUGAAUAGCAAGGAGGAGAUCCUGGAUCAGCUGGUGUUGGAGCAGUUCCUGAUCUCCAUGCCUCCAGAACUGCAGGCCUUAGUGAAGGAGAGCGGAGUGAAGAGCUGCACAGAGUUAGAGAAGAUGCUGAGGGAUGGCGGGAAACCACAACAUUGGUCCAUAAUCCACUCCCACGGACAACUAUAUCUCCUUCGGGAUUCAAGUCGUAAGGCUGAAGCCACAGAGGAUGAAUGGGAUGAUGUGGAAUUGUCCCAGGAGCACCCCUGAAAUGAGAGAGAGGAGCCUCUCAACAGAAGCCAGGCCAUCCAGCCAGGCCAGAACCUGGCAGAGACUGAAGAGCCAUCCAGCAGCCAGUUGAGCCUAAGUUUUGUUUAUAUGGCUCCCGAGAUCAGAGAACAGGAUGACCUGAGACCUGAGCAGAGUCUAGGGAGUGACUCCCUGAAGGGCUUGGACUUCCCUAUUGAUACCUCAGGACCCUCAGCAACAAAGGGUCCUGAUUCUGUCAGAGGAAAGGAUGUGAAGAUGCCCCAGGAAGAUACAAAUAUAGAUGCUGUCACACCGUUCACUCACGUUCUGGAAAGAAGAGAUUUAGCUGCACACACAGAUCUUCAGAGACUCUCUAGUUCCAAUGGAGAAAAGGUUCCCCCUUGUCAAGGAGGGGCCUCCUGUGUGGACAGGACAGAAGAUGGGCAGCUAGGGCUUCCUACCCUACGACCUGUGGAGCCUGUUCAUCAUCUUGCCGGCAAUACGAGUCCUCCCAUCCAGAAAGUACAGCCCCCAUAUCCUUUCAUCAGCCUGAUACAGUACAAAUUCUUUUCCCAGUAG
Molecule: messenger RNA, 1029 nt
Organism: Peromyscus californicus insignis
Lineage: Eukaryota; Metazoa; Chordata; Mammalia; Rodentia; Cricetidae
Product: zinc finger and SCAN domain-containing protein 5B-like
Exons: 6
Source: RefSeq, a predicted model, not a curated record